AAGUACCCGGAAGAGACAAUACUUUGUGUUGAGUCCACAUGACACAUGAGUUGUCAUGUAUGUGCUGGAUGCAGGUGAGCGGUCGCGCGAUUUCGGGAAUUCCCAAAUACUAAACAAGGAAGAUGCGGUCUGGAGUUAUCGCAUAAUAUCAACACACUCUCUCCCAAUUUUGUGCCCGCCCCUUUCCUGGUGCUAAUAUCAGGUUUCUAUGUGGCUCCACAGAAAGAUCCAGCAGGUUGAAAUACGGCUUCUGUAAAGCCUUUGUCCUCAUUCGGUUCAUGUGACUAGGGAGCUUCUAAAGGUAAGAGUAAGCCAUAGUUUGCUAUGGCGAACCAGGAAGCCCCCAACCCCUCCUACACCGUCUUCGACCACUUUGUCCUAGCCCAGAGCUGCAAGGAUGUGCAGCGCUACUUUGCGGAGCUGUGUCACCACCUAGAGGUGGACCCCCAGGACUAUCACACCUUCUACUCCAAGCUGAAGGAGAAGCUCAACUACUGGAAGGCCAAGGCCCUGUGGGUGAAACUGGAUAAGAGAGCUGCUCAUCCAGAUUACCAGAACGGGAACGUUUGUGCUAAAAACAAGUGCCUGGUUCUGGGCGCAGGGCCAUGUGGGUUGAGGACAGCCAUAGAGCUGGCUCUGCUGGGAGCUCAGGUGGUGGUUCUGGAGAAGAGGGAGUCGUUUGCCAGGAACAACGUGCUGCACCUGUGGCCCUACACCAUCUACGACCUUCGGGGCCUCAGCGCCAAAAAGUUCUAUGGCAAAUUCUGUACCGGUGCCCUAGAUCACAUCAGCAUCCGUCAGCUGCAGCUGAUCCUGCUGAAGGUGGCUCUGCUGCUGGGGGUGGAGGUUCACACUGGGGUGGAGUUCCGAGGCCUGCAGGAGCCCUCGGAGAACACAGGCUGGAUGGCCAAGCUGCACCCAGAGUCUCAUCCUGCCGGAACCUUCCAGUUUGAUGUCUUCAUCUCUGCUGGAGGAGGACGCUACGUCCCUGAUGGCUUCAAGAGGAAGGAGUUGAGAGGGAAGCUGGCCAUCGGCAUCACAGCCAACUUCAUCAACAGACGCACGGCGGCCGAGGCCCAGGUGGCAGAGAUCAGUGGUGUGGCUCGGAUCUACAAUCAGAAGUUCUUCCAGGACCUACUCACAGAGACAGGUAUUGAUCUAGAGAAUAUUGUCUACUAUAAGGAUGACACCCACUACUUUGUCAUGACUGCCAAGAAGAAGAGCCUGCUGAAGAAGGGCGUCAUUAAGCAGGACUACGGUGAUGCAGAGCAGCUUCUGGCCGCGUCCAACGUGGACCGCGAGGCCAUGCUGCGUUAUGCCCACGAUGCGGCCCGCUUCUCCACAGGCUACCAGCUGCCUGAUAUGCAGUUUGCCCAGAACCACGCGGGCCGGCCCGACGUGGCCAUGUUCGACUUCACCUGCAUGCACCGCGCUGAGAACGCCUCCAUCGUCCGGGAGAGGAGGGGCAACAAACUGCUGAUUGGCCUGGUUGGAGACUGCCUGGUGGAGCCGUUCUGGCCCUUGGGGACAGGCAUAGCCCGGGGCUUCCUGGCAUCCUUCGACACAGCCUGGAUGGUGAGGAGCUGGGGUCUGGGCAAAGCGCCUCUGGAGGUCCUCGCACAGCGAGAGAGUGUCUAUCAGCUCCUGUCCCAGACAACUCCAGAGAACACCUGUAAAAACUACAGUGCCUACAGCAUCAACCCAACCACCCGCUACAAUCAGAUUAAGUUGACGUCCAUACAGGUCAACCAGGUGAAACAUCUGUACGACGUGGAAGACCCCCGUGAAUCCAACCGCCUCAGCCAAAAGCAAAACAACAAGCCUCGCAUGCGCAGAGAUUCAACAGGUUUUGAUGAGCUGCUGAAAUGGUGUCAACAACACACAGGCGGGUACAAGGGGGUGAAUGUGAAGGACCUGACUCAGUCCUGGAGGUCUGGUCUGGCUCUGUGUGCCCUCAUACACAACUUUAGACCACAGCUCAUUGACAUGGCCUCGCUGGAGGAGUCCAACACCGUCCACAACAACCAGCUGGCCUUCAGCGUCCUGGAGAGCGAACUUGGCAUCCCCCCCGUCAUGUCUGCCAGCGACAUGGCCACGCGCGGACAGAUAGACAAGUUGUCCAUGGUGCUUUACCUCACCCAGGUCCGCAAUGCCUUUUCCAAGAGAACGCCCCCUAAAGAGCCUCAGGCCCCGCUGACACCGUACAAAUCCAGUGCUUUCUCCCGGACCCAGUCUGCAGUGUUCUUCCUCAACAAGCUGAAGCACAACUCCCUGCAGAGGCGCAAGGAGAAGCUGGCAUCCAGGAGAGAAGCAAAGCAGAGAGAGAUGGGAGAUGAGGAGGAUCAAAUAUCCUCCCUCUCAGCCCCUGAGGUGAGUCCCAGGCCAGACCCGGACCCUGAGCCUGACCUGAACUGCAGCUCCCCGACAGGCAACUGUGAGGAGUGCUACUUCUGCGGUCAGAGGGUGUAUGUGCUUGAGAGGAUCAGCACUGAGGGCAAGUUCUUCCACCGGAGCUGCUUCACCUGCCAUCAGUGUGGCACCACCCUGCGACUGGGGGGCUACACCUUCAGCCAGGACACAGGGAGGUUCUAUUGUGAGCUGCACUCAGAGGAUCUGGAGCUGGAAAGCAUGAGAGAACCCAGAUCUUUACAGGAUGGAGAGGAGGAGACGGUAGAGUAUGGUGUCUCCGGUGAGGACGACGCUCAUUCUUCAGAUGAUAACACCCUGGACUGUGGCCUCGCGGGGCCACAGCCCGCUGAGGGCCAGAGGCCGCCCAGCCCGGCUGAGCCUGAGGAGGGGCCCCAGGAGCCCCAGCCACCCCCAGACCCUCCAGCCUGUCAGAGUGGACUCCAGCCUGGCGACGAGGACCAGAGGGGCGCCGAGACGUCCCACCCCGUUCCAGCGCCUCGCCCCUCGCGCUACGCCUCCCCCAGCCCUCAGCCCUCCCCUCCGGUGCCUAAACCUCGAUCCAUCCACCUGACCACCCUCAGGGAUCCCUCCUCCCCCCCUGAGCGGCUCACCCCCCCGGCCCCUUCCCAGGAGAACAGGACCCCCGGGCCAGCGGAGGCCGGCUCCAGACCCAAGCAGUCCCUACGGAAGCUCCAGCUGAGCGCCGAGGAGAAGGACCAGCUGCUGAACCUGACCUACAGCCACGACUCCGACUCGGAGACCCCCGGGGGCUCCUCCUCCUGCUCCUCUUCCUCCGCCACGGCGGGGGGGCCCAGCCCCCCCAAGCCCGGCCGGCACAGGGAGGAUCACUGGAGCGGCAGCUGGGGACCGGGGCCGCAGGUCCGAGAUCAUAGGAACCGGCGCUGCUUCAGACGGAAAGAGGAGCCCGGGGGCCAGAACCAGCCCGCCAAGGUCCGAUCCAAGUUCUCCCCCUGGAACCUCUCGUCCCCCAGGCUGGGCAGAGACCACAGACUCAGUGUCCUCAACAUCCACCCAGAAACUGCGGAUGAGUACGGCCACAAAGCGUCCGAGGAAGAGGGUGCUGAUGGGGAUGAGGACGAGGAUGACGACGACAUGUUUGAGAAAGAUGACAGCGAUUUGUUCGAUGAGAAGUUCCAGGCUAUCCCCUCGGACCCGGUGGAGGCCGGAAAGAUGGAACUGAUGAAGAUGAGAACCCUGGAAAGGCGGGCGAAGAUAUGCGAAAUGCAGCGCUUCACCAAGGCCCAGUCUAUCCAGAGGCGGCUGGAGGAGAUCGAGGUGACGUUCAAGGAGCUGGAGGAGAAGGGGGUGGUGCUGGAGAGGGCUCUCAGAGGAGAAGCAGGCGGAGGUGGUUCUCCUGAGAUGAUCGAACAGUGGAUCCAGCUGGUCCACGAGAAGAACGAGCUGGUCUCUGAGGAGUCGGACCUCAUGGUGGCGUCCAGACAGUUGGAGCUGGAGGACAAACAGAGCAUGUUGGAAAUGGAGCUGCGGAAACACAUGGAGCUAAGUGACUCUGAGAAGACGGCGGAGCAGCGGGCCGAGGAGGAGCGUGUCCUGCAGCAGAUGAUCGAGGUGGUGGACAUGAGGGACUCUCUGGUGUCCUUCCUGGAGGAGAAGAGGCUGAAGGAACUGAGCGAGGAGCAGCACAUCAUCACCAUCAUGGAGGCCAAGAGACACUCCUCGCCUGGAGCCCAGGUGCACUGGGCGUGAGAGGCAGUCACUUGGACGCUUUCUCACACACACACACACACAGACACACACACACACACACACACACAGAGACAAGUAUGAUGGAGAUGGAUUUGCUGCUUACAAACUCGGGUGCUGUCCUCCAUUUGCAAAGCCAAAGAUGUAUUGACUGUACAUUUGCAAAAGAUGCAUUGUCAAAGAUGAGUUGUGCUCUCGGGG
Osmerus eperlanus (European smelt) is the source of this 4335-nucleotide messenger RNA. RefSeq names its product microtubule associated monooxygenase, calponin and LIM domain containing 1 (gene mical1). Gene Ontology annotation, molecular function: FAD binding; protein binding. The coding region runs from base 325 to 4137 and encodes 1270 amino acids. The record is from RefSeq and is a predicted model, not a curated record. The transcript has 25 exons. NCBI's taxonomy places the organism in Eukaryota, Metazoa, Chordata, Actinopteri, Osmeriformes, Osmeridae.